This is a messenger RNA of Triticum urartu, 1282 nucleotides long. NCBI's taxonomy places the organism in Eukaryota, Viridiplantae, Streptophyta, Magnoliopsida, Poales, Poaceae. The record is from RefSeq and is a predicted model, not a curated record.
UUUUUUGGUCGAAUUGGGCAGGGCACAUGUCCGCUCUCCGUCUGUGCAAGGGAGCCGUCCAGUCGCCGCCGGGGCACCGGUGCUGGUCGGGGUGCUCGAGGUCGAGGAACCUUGUCGCCGCCGCUGCUGCCGCGUCCUCCUGCGCUCCAAGAGGGGCCGCCGCCGCCGCGUGCUGCCGGAACAAGCAUCAGGGGAGCUUCCGCUUGGUGCGCGCGUCUCCUUCCUUCGGCAGAAGCACCAGGGUGGUGCAAUGGGCCAUUAAGACUAUGGCAGACGACAAUCCCGACAAUUCAGGCAAUAGCACUCGGCUGUUUAAUGCAAUUCAAUCUUUCUUAAAGAAGUUGUCUGGCAAGCUGAAGAAAGUGAGUAGAGGGUUUCCAGUAAAGAUCCUAUUCUUUCUGAUAGGAUUUUACUGUGCCACGGCAUUUGCUACCGUCAUCGGGCAAACAGGCGACUGGGACAUACUUUCUGCCGGAUUGGCCGUUGCCAUCGUCGAGGUUAUUGGCGCUCUCAUGUACAGGGCUUCCUUUGCGCUUCUUGGCAGGAUGAAGAAUAUGAUUUCCAUAUUCAAUUACUGGAAAGCCGGGCUCACGCUUGGAUUGUUCUUGGAUUCGUUUAAAUUUUAGUACCUUGGUUCAUCCGCCAAAUGUUGCCCAAAUUACGCCUGCUCCUGCAUCCAUAACGACCCCGAUGGCGCAUUUGCAUCGAUGAUGAGCCCGAUGGCGCUGGCACAUUCCUCAUGUAUGAAGCUGUGCUCCUGCUCCUUGUCAUCCUCUCCCUCAGCGGGCAUCUUCUUGUGCUGCUCCCACUAGGACAGGCUCCGCUCUCUCCUCUGGUCUUGGCAUCCUGCCAUGCUGCAAGACAGCCUGCACACCAUCAUCUCCAUCGGAAUGGUGCCGAGCAGGCAGCUUCUGAGCACAAGGUAGUAUCAUGGCGCUGGCGCAUUCCUCAUAGCGUGGAAGCGGGAAAAGAGUGCGGCUUGCCUGUGAUCAUGCCUGGGGAUAACAUCCUGAAGUUCUUCACGAGGCUUGGCCCACACAAGACGCGCUGACUUGGAGCAAGGGCGAAGUCGAGGUGCAAGUCAGAUGUUCAGUUUUGUGAGACCGCUGGUAUCUGCAAGCGGGCUUAUGGUUGACUGAUUGUAGUUAGCCGUUAGCGACUUAUGAUUGAUGGAUUGAUUUAUAUAUGCAAGCGGCUUACGGUUGACAGAUUGAUUGUAUAUAAGAAGUGCGUUCGUGGGUUUUCAGAGAUGACGAAAAUAAUCUUUCAUGUGUAUUAGAUA